AUGAAAGCAAACCCUCGUCGCAGUCCGGAGGUUCUUUGGGCUCAACGUUCUGAUAAGGUUUAUCUUACCAUUGCUCUACCUGAUGCAAAAGAGGUUUCUGUGAACUGUGAGCCGCAGGGCUUAUUUAGUUUCUCUGCUAAAGGGCUGCAAGGUGAAUUGUUUGUGUUCAGUUUGGAACUUUAUGGCCCAAUAAUGCCUGAGGUUUGUAAAACUCAAGUUGGGUUGAGGAACAUUCUAUGCUCAAUCCAGAAAGAGCAGAAAGGUUGGUGGGAAAGACUAUUAAAGUCAGAAGAAAAACCUGCUCCUUACCUUAAGGUUGAUUGGAACAAAUGGUGUGAUGAGGAUGAGGAAGGGUCAACUUCUGAUUCGGCCUCUGAUGAUCACAAUGCUGUGUAUAUUGGUCAAGAUGACGGAAGCAGUGAUGAUGAAGGAAUGCUUUAUCUUCCCGACUUGGAAAAGGCAAGAGGAAACUAG
This is a messenger RNA of Juglans microcarpa x Juglans regia, 474 nucleotides long. RefSeq names its product co-chaperone protein p23-2. The record is from RefSeq and is a predicted model, not a curated record. Gene Ontology annotation, cellular component: cytosol; nucleus. Gene Ontology annotation, molecular function: Hsp90 protein binding; protein-folding chaperone binding. The coding region runs from base 1 to 474 and encodes 157 amino acids. NCBI's taxonomy places the organism in Eukaryota, Viridiplantae, Streptophyta, Magnoliopsida, Fagales, Juglandaceae. Gene Ontology annotation, biological process: chaperone-mediated protein complex assembly; protein folding. The transcript has 6 exons.